Nylanderia fulva is the source of this 1966-nucleotide messenger RNA. RefSeq names its product tachykinin (gene Tk). The record is from RefSeq and is a predicted model, not a curated record. Lineage: Eukaryota; Metazoa; Arthropoda; Insecta; Hymenoptera; Formicidae.
CGCUGUUCGCCACACCGAGCAGUUCUCACCUUGAAACUCUGAGGAUUGCCAAAACUCGAAACGGAUCGUCGAAUUCUUAUCGAUUUCACUGUUACAUCACCAUAUCUUUGGACACAUUCGGUCUUACUUUUGAAAGAAUGCUUAUCAACUCAGUUCUUGUUCUGGCAGUUUGGAUUACUUCGUCGCUUGCGGAAGAAUUAUCUCCCAGCGAUGCUACAUCUACCAAACAAACAUCUAUGGAAUUUCAAGAAGAUAUGCGCGGGAAAAACAAUCUCAUCCCUACGUCCUCAGAACACAAUAAAUUGUCCAAGAGAACGCUAAUGGAUUUUCAAGAUACGCGCGAUAAUAAGGAUUCGAACGCGCCUGACAUUGAAAAUAAUUUUUUGCACGAUGAAUUUGACAAGCGGGCUCCAAUGGGAUUUCAGGGUAUGAGAGGGAAAAAAGAUUAUUUGACACCUGAUUUCGAAGAUUCCUACUUUCGUGACGAGAAAAGAGCACCAAUGGGUUUUCAAGGUAUGAGAGGCAAGAAAAUCAUUUCAGAAGAUGAAUAUUAUAAACGAGCACCAAUGGGAUUUCAAGGAAUGAGAGGAAAGAAAGCAGAAAUGUUAGAUGAUGAAAUUGAAAAAAAGGCUGCGAUGGGCUUUUAUGGUACAAGGGGAAAAAAGACAUACCUUUUCGAGUAUCCGGAAGAUUACGAAAAAAGACUUCUCGCGAUGGGAUUCCGCGGCAAGUUGAAAGAAUUUCCGGUAGAGUGGGAGAAAAGGGCUCCCAUGGGAUUUCAGGGGAUGAGAGGCAAGAAAGCAUUGCUUGACGAGCUCGAGGAACUUGAGAAACGAACUGUUAUGGGUUUUCAGGGCAUGAGAGGCAAGAAAAAUGCCUUUGAAAAUUACAUAGAUUAUUACAUGGAUCCUGAUAUGGAUUUCGACAAGAGAGCACCAAUGGGUUUUCAAGGAAUGAGGGGCAAAAAGGAUUCCGAUAAAAGAGCACCUAUGGGUUUUCAAGGCAUGAGAGGCAAGAGAAAUACGGGACAAAGAUAUGAAACUGGUAUGGACUUUGAAAGAUCAUCAAACGAAUAUCAAGGAACGAGCAAUAGAAGAAAUGCUCUAGCCUCGUGCCAGCGAAAACGAUCGCCUUUCCGAUAUUUCGACAUGCGCGGUAAGAAAAAUCCACGAUGGGAAUUACGGGGGAUGUUUGUGGGGGUAAGAGGCAAAAAAUGGGCGACAGCCCCGUACGAAGACGACAGCCCGUUCAUAAGCAUGUUUGAUAACACCGAAAGGAUCGGCGUGGAUGGGGAUUCGCCAGCAAUAUUAGCUUCACAAUAAUGCAGCAGCCCUUAGAAACGAUAACUGUUACGAAACAUCUUCUCCAAAUACAUAAUUAAACCGAGCUAAACCUAAAUAGCUAAAUCUAAAAGUGAAGAAAAAGACACAUCUAUCAAUUAUGAUGGAUGCAAAUGCUGUCGUCUAUUGAUUUAUAAAUUUAUUUGAUUUUAAUUAGUUAAUUAAAAGCUUCAUUAUUAUUAUUCUACAUAUCGUAGAUAUCAAUAUAGGAUAUUUUUACGUAUCGUAGAAAUAUCUUAAAUAUCGAUAGCUUGAUCUAGUUAAUGGCAAUGAGAUUGUUUAUUAUGUUUACGCUGUAUUAUUUAUAUUUUGCCGCUAGUAAGUACAAAAUUCAAAUUUGCGCAUGCAAUGGAUGCAGAUCGCAAGGCACAAGUCGUAGAGUCUACAAUCAAAAGUAAAGGGUAUAUAAACUCAGAAUGUGUACACACAAUGAACAAAGACAAAUAUAUAUAUAUAUAUAUAGAACAGUUCUACAACAGCGGUUCGUUAUAGUUUCAAAGCAGCGUUUCAUGAACGUAGUGUCAAAAAGCAUUCUGCAUGUUUGCUGCGAUUUCACAAAUAACUUUUUCUUCUGCGUGAGAACCAUGAGAAAAUUAGAUACAUGUAUAUAAACUAUUAAAUAUUUU